UUAUGAGAUUCUAUGCAAACCCCGGCUCCCCCAUCUGUGUUAUUGUUCUUUAACUUAUAACUUCUAAGCUGCCACCGCCAGAGAGAAAGUGAGAGAGCUCACUGCUCACCCUUGCAUAGCACACACAUGUUCUCCCAAUUCUUCCAAAUCUCACCAACAUCCCCGCAAAACCUUUUCUUCAACCCACUAUUCCUCCCUCACUACCCUCUUUUUUUCCACAAAAUCCCAUUCAAGUCCCACCCUUUUCUCCUUCCAAAACCAAAACCCCUUCUCCACUUCCAUCCCUUACUCGCAACCCCACCAAGCAACCCUGCGCCUCUCCCCAACGACCAAUCAUGGCAAACCCAUGAAGCCCAAGAAGCCAUUUCCGAGUUUCUCCAAGGAUUCGGGGUCUCCCAGGCCGAUUCGGACUCCAUUUCUUCAACCUCGCCAAGGUAUUUGAAGAUGCUUGUUGAUGGGGUCAGGGAUUUGGACGAGCUCUCGCUGUGGGGUUCCUGCGGAGCUGAAGGUAAAGACUUUGCUGUUGCUGGAGAUGCUGUUGUUGGGUUCAAGAAGAAGGUCCUUUAUAUGGCCAAGGAGAAAGGUGAUAAUGGCAAGGUUGCGUUCUUGGAGAGUGUGGGGUUGAGUCUUUCUGCGGCCAUGAAUGUUGCGCGGUAUUUGUCGGCUGAGUCGCUCCCUGCUCUCGUUCAUAAGGUUAAGUGUAUGAAGGAACUGUUAUUUUCUGGCAACAGUGAUGGGGGCCGCAUAGGAAAAAAUGCUCGCCGUAUGAUGAUGUAUUUAUCAAUUCCAAUUGAUGAAGAAUUGCAACAAACCUUAUCCUUUUUCGAAAAGAUUCAAGCACGGCGUGGAGGUUUAGACACGUUGGGUUCCAACGAUGCUUCUUUUCGAUAUCUAAUCGAAUCAUUUCCACGACUUCUUUUGUUAUCAGUAGAAUCCCACAUGAAACCUAUGGUGGAAUUUCUUGAGAAUAUUGGAGUACCAAGAGGACGCCUGAUAAACUUGAUUCUAUUAUUUCCACCAAUUAUUUUCUACAAUAUUGAGCUUAUUAAACUAAGAGUCCUGGCUUUCAAGGAGGUUGCAGUAGUGGAUAAAGAUAUGGGAAAAUUGUUGCUAAAAUAUCCAUGGAUUCUAUCUACUAGCAUUCAAGAGAACUACAAGGAGGUCCUUUAUUUUUUUAAUUUGGAGAAGGUUCCUAUAUUGAGUGUUCACCGUGCAAUCAAAAGCUGGCCACAUAUAUUGGGUUGUUCAACCAGCAAGCUAAAGUUAAUGGUGGAACAUUUUGACGAAUUAGGUGUUAGAAAUAAAAAGUUAGGUCAGGUUAUUGCUAAAAGUCCCCAGCUACUACUUCGGAAACCUCAAGAGCUUCUCCAAGUCGUUUCAUUUUUGGAAGAUCUUGGGAUUGAUAAAGAAACAAUUGGAAGGAUAAUUUGUCGCUGUCCUGAAAUUUUUGCUACCAGCAUUGAGAAAACUCUUCAGAGAAAACUUGAAUUCCUUACCAGUAUUGGUGUUUCUGGAGCUCACGUUCCCCGUGUAAUCAAAAAAUAUCCGGAGCUUUUUGUGUCUGAUGUUGACCGAACUUUACUUCCUAGGAUGACAUACUUAAUGACAUUAGGGCUAUCAGCAAAGGAUAUUGCAUUUAUGGUCCGUAAAUUCUCUCCUCUAUUAGGAUACAGCAUUGAUGAGGUUUUGAGACCAAAGGUAGAAUUCCUUGUCAACACAAUGGAGAAGCCAAUAACUGAUGUGGUGGACUAUCCAAGGUAUUUUAGCUACUCGUUGGAGAAGAAGAUAAAGCCAAGAUUUUGGGUGCUAAAGGGAAGGAAUGUUGAAUGUAGCUUGAAGGAUAUGCUGGGCAAAAAUGAUGACGAUUUUGCUGCCGAUUAUAUGGGUGUCGGAAGCAUGCUUGUUACUUCUCCCAUUGCCAAGCAAUGAAAGAUUAUGUGCUUGUUUCAUGGUAGUUACUUUGUAAAUAUUAUACCACAGAUUUAAAUAGAAUCAAGUGCCAUUACAUAUCUUUUAAGAUCAAAUGAUCAAUGCUAAACAAAGUUUUGUAGAUUGUAAA
Messenger RNA from Quercus robur (English oak), 2059 nucleotides. RefSeq names its product transcription termination factor MTERF2, chloroplastic. The record is from RefSeq and is a predicted model, not a curated record. NCBI's taxonomy places the organism in Eukaryota, Viridiplantae, Streptophyta, Magnoliopsida, Fagales, Fagaceae. The coding region runs from base 127 to 1929 and encodes 600 amino acids. Gene Ontology annotation, biological process: regulation of DNA-templated transcription. Gene Ontology annotation, molecular function: double-stranded DNA binding. The transcript is spliced from 7 exons.